This is a messenger RNA of Sipha flava (yellow sugarcane aphid), 3589 nucleotides long. RefSeq names its product RNA-binding protein fusilli (gene fus). Gene Ontology annotation, biological process: regulation of RNA splicing. Gene Ontology annotation, cellular component: ribonucleoprotein complex; nucleoplasm. Gene Ontology annotation, molecular function: mRNA binding. The record is from RefSeq and is a predicted model, not a curated record. The coding region runs from base 557 to 2890 and encodes 777 amino acids. NCBI's taxonomy places the organism in Eukaryota, Metazoa, Arthropoda, Insecta, Hemiptera, Aphididae. The transcript is spliced from 15 exons.
CGUUCACAACGCAACCGAGAGAACCUCCGUCGUUGCUGCUGCCACUCGACAGCAUUCGGUCUUCGGUGUGCGCGCGUUCGGUCUACAAUAUCACACACUGUCAUACACGUACACACCACUCGUACUCUCGCUCACACGUCUCAACACAUACACACAAAAAACAUACACGCGUUUCGAAAUUUUUUUUUUUUUAAUUUUAAUAUCCUCGAAAAUCAUACUUUUUUUUUUAUAUAUUAUAUCGUACGAGGAUAGGUUUGCCGAGCGCACCGAUACCGUCGGAAUAAUAAUAUUAUAUACUUGCGGUACAUAAUAAUAUCGAUACUGCGUACUGUUGCGACGAUUACCGAAGUCUCCGCGUGCCCUUCCGUCGUUACCGGAACUCGGUACUGUAUAAAUCGGAAUUUCGAAAGUUCGCGUUUGGUUCGUUGUCGUCGUCGCCGUCGCCGUCGCCGUCGCCGCCGCCGUUGCCACUGCACGAGUUUAAAAGAAAAUAGUACAUCCCUUUGAUCGAACGCUUAUACUUACGGACAUGAAACGGGCUGAACGGUGAUGGGGAAUGUCCGAUAUCAAAUCGACGGACUGUGAUACUCGAACGGCGGUGGAGGAGGUGGAGGAGGAUAGUCUUCAGAACGCCUGCAGCAGUAUUGAAGUGGCCAAUAUGCGAGUGGCCACGCCGUACUUAUGUGCUCUGUACGUGGCCACAGCGGGCCACCAGGGCAACCUGCUCGGGUCAGACGAACAGGAGAUUGUCUUGCUCAUAUACGUAGUGGUCGACAUGACAACCAAUACUAUCAUUGGCAUCCAGCAAUAUUUAGUGAAACCGACCGAAGUCGACCAAAACGAAAACAUGCUAUCCGACCAAGUCACAUCGGACAUAGGUAUCACCGAGAAAAUGGUCAAAGCUUCAGGCAUUCCUCUACACGAUGCUAUCGAAAAAUUCGACACUUACGUCAAGUCACUGAAUAUUGAACCACAAGCGCCUAUGUUUCGAAUAGUUACAGAUGGUCAACUUCCGAUCCGGCAAUGCUUACAUCGGGAAGCUUCUAUAAAAGACAUCGAACUACCCGAAUAUUAUAACGUAUUCCAUGACCUCCGGAAAGAUUUUUCCAAAUUUUACAAUGCACCCCAAGAUCAAACAUUCAACUCAAUUACAGAUCUGGUUAAUUAUCUAGAAAUAACUCAUGAAGUUGAUUCUCAAUUCUACGUAGCUGAGGUCAAGGAUAUGGUUAACAUUGUCCAAAGGCUCAUAGCUGACGGCCAUACGUUCAAUUCGCCGGAAAUCGUUCAGCUAAAACUCGAACCUGGUAUUUGCUGGAAAAAUGAAGAAGUAGAUAACAAUUGUGUAGUCAGAGCUAGAGGUCUUCCGUGGCAAUCAUCUGAUCAAGACAUAGCCAAGUUUUUCCGCGGUCUAAAUAUUGCCAAAGGUGGUGUGGCAUUGUGUUUAAGUGCGCAUGGUCGUCGCAACGGUGAGGCAGUUGUGCGUUUUGUAAACCAAGAGCACAGAGACAUGGCUAUGAAAAGACAUAAGCACCAUAUUGGUAACCGUUAUAUUGAAGUAUACAAAGCCAAUGGUGAAGACUUCAUAAAUGUUGCUGGAGGUAAUAGCAGUGAGGCACAAGCUUUUCUGACCAAGGGUGCUCAAGUAAUUGUACGCAUGAGGGGUUUACCUUAUGAUUGUUCAGCCAAAGAUGUUAUUACUUUCUUUGAAAAUGGUGAGCAAACUUGUUCAGUAAUGGAUGGCGAAGAUGGUGUUUUAUUUGUUAAAAAACUUGAUGGGCGUGCAACUGGUGAUGCAUUUGUACUUUUUGCUGAUGAAGAAGAUGCUCCUAAAGCACUUAGUAAACACAGGGACCUUAUAGGUACAAGGUAUAUUGAAUUAUUUCGAAGCACAACAGCUGAAGUUCAACAAGUUUUGAAUCGUGCAAUGGAUCCAACUGUGCGAUCAACAGCUAGUGAUAGCAAUGGUAACAUCACAACACCAGUUACAACAACAGCUGGUAUGAAUAAUUCGCCUACUGCCCUUCUUGGGCAUGUGCCAUUGCUACCAUUGCCUCAACAUGUUAUCACUAGUGGCACACGAAAAGACUGUAUACGCUUACGUGGACUACCAUACGAAGCAAAUGUAGAACAUAUACUUGAGUUCCUUGGAGAACAUUCCAAAAAUAUUGUAUUCCAAGGAGUACACAUGGUUUACAACUCUGUGGGUCAUGCAUCUGGUGAAGCAUUUAUUCAAAUGAACAAUGAAGGCAGUGCUGCUCAAGCAGCUAUGGCUAAACACCACAAUUACAUGUCUUUUGGUAAAAAACAACGGUAUAUUGAAGUUUUCCAGUGUUCUGGUGAAGAUAUGAACCUUGUGUUGACUGGCGGAGGAGCUGCUACAGGAGCUUUAUCCCCAGUAGCUGCCAAAUCGCUGUUAUCACCACCUGGUGGACCUCUGAUGUCUUCGCCGCCAUUCCCACCACCGACAUCGAACUUUUCUCCGUUCUCAGGACCUCCACCGUUGAUCGGUCACCAACCGCCACCGUCACUGGGCGCUCCGUACCCGCAGCCAAUUAUUUACUGGCCGUACCCGUCGCCUCCCAUAUCACCACAACACCAACCGCCCGCUUUACUCAUCAUGCAGGGCACUCCGCCGCCAAUGGCGCCCCCGCCGCCCGUGGACAUGUGCAAUCUUAUACACUCCGUAUCCGAGUGGAACAUUGAUUACAUGCAACAGAAUCCUCAAUUCUGCACAAUGAACGUCCGAUGGGCAUGCACUCGGCUGCGGCUUGACGCGGGAUACGACGGUCGGCGGCAAUCGUGCAAUCGACAUACCGGCACCGCCACCACCGACGACCUGAAACAACCGUCGACGUACGGUUUGGCCAACAAGACCAAGUCAACAGUCUAGAGUACAAUCGGCCGUGUACUUAACGUGUUUAUAUAUAUAUAUAUAUAUAUAUAUUGUUUGUAUUAUACACAUUUGUGUAAUAUUGUCGAUAACAUUUUUUCUAUAUUAGAUUUAAAACAAACUACUUUAGAAAUAAAAAGUAGAGUGAAUACAUAGCAAUUUGUACAGUCGGUACAUUUAUAAUGAUAGUAAAUUUUACGCAUUACAACGCUCAGCCAACAAAUAUCAUAGUCGUCUUCCACGCGCGUAAAAAUCGAAAAAAAGUUUUUAAAAAACUCGUGUAAUAUAAUAUACCCCGCGUUAUCGUUUUAGAAGUACGUAAUGUUUUAUUAUGUAAUAUGUUAUAAUAGUUACGAUCGAUGUUUAUGAGUUAUUAUACAUAUUAUAUACUGACGUAUAGUUUUCCAAGUGAUUUUAGUUAAUUUUACCAAUUAAGUAUUUUUUUUCUUUUUACAAAUCUUACUUGUUUGUUUGAUUUAUAUUUGUACAUUAUUAUUCUCCGAGUAAUAACACCGCCCUCUCGAGUCGUUUUAUUUAUAUAUAUAUUAUUGUUAAUAUUUAUUCGUAUACCUACAUUUGUGUGCCUAUGAUGAUCAUUAUACCGUGUACACGUUUUAUGAACGGCGUCUACUGCUUGCGCACACGCCACCGCAUCGAUCGACGUACACAACGCAUUCCAUUAGUAUUUCAAAAAAAAAA